GCAGAAAAUCAGUGCCCACAGUAUGGCGAAGUGAAUCAGCUUGGCGGAGUGUUUGUGAACGGUCGCCCACUACCGAAUGCGACGCGCAUGCGUAUUGUUGAGUUGGCGCGCCUCGGCAUUCGACCCUGCGACAUUUCCCGUCAAUUGCGAGUUAGCCACGGAUGCGUCUCGAAAAUAUUGGCACGCUAUCAUGAAACGGGCUCCAUCCUACCCGGCGCUAUAGGCGGAUCAAAGCCGCGCGUCACCACCCCAAAAGUGGUGAACUAUAUACGCGAACUCAAGCAGCGAGAUCCCGGUAUUUUCGCUUGGGAGAUCCGCGACCGUCUACUUACCGAAGGAAUCUGUGAUAAGACUAAUGUGCCCAGCGUCAGUUCGAUUUCGCGAAUAUUGCGUAACAAACUCGGCUCCAUUGGACAUCACCAUCAUAGCGCCGUAGCCGUGGUGGCAGCAAACAGCACAACUUCUUCACCCCAUCACCAUACGCACACUCAUACACAUUCACAUGGACAUCAUCAUACGUCAGCACAUAAUGCUAGCGUCUCAGCGGUAGCUACAGCAGCGCAUCAUCAACAUGCCGCCGCUGCGGCUGCUGUACACGCACAUCCACACCUCUACAAUUCCAUUUACCAGCCAUAUACUGCGUAUAGCAUGAAAACGGCCGUAUCUUGUGGCAGUCCCUCACCGCCGCAAUCCACACAAACCACACAUCAGUUGCGUACAGCAGCGGCCGCGGCAGCUGCGGCACAUUGUUGGCCCUCAUCGCACUCGGUUAGCGACAUUUUGGCGCACCAUCAGGCGGCGGCGUUACGCGCCAGCUGUCAGGUGGGCAACACAAUGGGCACACUACCGGCCGCACUGCCAAUGACACCAUCACCUAUGGGCGGCAUGAUGGGCGCGGGAGCUCAACAAUUGCUAGGCAACGAUGAUUGCGAUGGCAUGGCGAAUAAUGCGGCGACAGCGACACAGGUUGCAGUGGCAGCAGCGGCGGCGUCACAACAGCCCUACAAUUACUAUAUGUAUUUCCAAAAUACCGGCAUGCAUCAUCAUCAUCAUCAUGGUGGCAUGAUGGCGGCUGGGGCGACUGGAUUAUGAGAUUUGCAUUAGGAGGAGAAUUAGUUUAGGAGGGAGAACGGGGAUAUCGUAAAAGAUGCAGCUGAAACAAAGCUAAAGUAGUCGUUGUUGGUAGAUACAUACAUACUUAUUAGAAGAAGAGUAAAGAAAAACUCAUUAGUGAAUUUCACUUUAGUUCAUAAGUAAAAUUGGUAAUGUGUGUGUAUAUAUGCGCCUAUAUUUAUAUGCAGAUUCAAUGCUAUGCAAUUUUAGAAUAUCUGAAUAUAUAUGUGUAAUAAUUGUACGUAUGCAAGUAUAUUGUUGAUUUGUCAUUCAAAAUAUUAUUGCCAAUUUAUUAAAGAAAAAAAAUAUGAAAUUUGUUUAAAUAAGUAUUUAUUUUAUUGCCAGCUACUUCUUGUUUCGCAAAACAAUUAGAAUAGUUAAAACUAGCGACUAGAAAAACUCUCUCUGGGAUUGCCUAAAAAUCGAAUUUAUGCGCCUAAAAAUAUGUUGUUUUCAGCGGUCAUAAAUUACAAUUCUUCUGUUCCCACUAUUUACAAACACACAUACAUAGAUGUACGUACCCUGUGAGAAAAUCUCUAAUUCUGAACUGGUGCGCUUCUAGUUAAUUUAGACCCAGUACUGGUUGGCGAUAAAUCUUUUUUUUUCUGACUUUGCAGAGGUGUUCGCUGUUAUUGGUUUGAUUACAGACGGUCCCAAGUUGUUAAAAUGUUAACACAAACUUUUGUUUUGAAUGAAAGUGCAUUUAAAUGAAAAAACCCCGC
Molecule: messenger RNA, 1835 nt
Organism: Rhagoletis zephyria (snowberry fruit fly)
Lineage: Eukaryota; Metazoa; Arthropoda; Insecta; Diptera; Tephritidae
Gene: Poxm
Product: paired box pox-meso
Biological process (GO): anatomical structure development; regulation of transcription by RNA polymerase II
Molecular function (GO): DNA-binding transcription factor activity, RNA polymerase II-specific; RNA polymerase II cis-regulatory region sequence-specific DNA binding
Source: RefSeq, a predicted model, not a curated record